UACAUGAGACGAGAUCUAGCGCAGCAGGUAGUGAAGACCAAAAAAUGACUAGAAGAAAGCAUAAGACAGAUAACACCUCCCAUGAUACUGGUGAUAAACAUGCCGCGAAAAAGGUUAAAUCUGAUAAUGGAAAUGAAAAUGGCAGUGAGAGAGAUGUAGAUCGCGAGAGUAUCAGUGCAGAGUUUGAGAAGUUCUGUAAAGAAAUAAGUAAUCAUCUCUCUGUUGAACAAAUGCGCAAAAUCUUAGAAGCUAAUGGCCGAGGAUGUGGUUCUGAUGAUGCUGUUGUCCCGAUAUGCAUGGAUAUGGUGUAUUAUGGGCCACUUGAUCAGUGUCCGAUUUGUGGUGGUGGUCUUGAGUGGGGGCGUACGAAGUACUUCUGUACCGGUGCUUACAGCGAGUGGUCAACAUGUACAUUUAAUACUAGAGAACCUCCGAGAAAAGAAGAAGAAUUAGUGAUACCAGAUUCUAUUAAAGAUACCCCAGCUUAUGAUUUGCUCAAGGAUCAUCAAGACCCAAAGAGCCGGAACAAAAUGGUAGCAUUUGGUCCUCCCGACAAACCAUUUACAGGGAUGACCAUAUCAUUAUCUGGCCGUCUUUCUCAAACACAGCAACGUUGGAAGAGGGAUAUUGAAGAGCAUGGAGGGAAGGUGGCCAACUCGGUUCUUGGGGUCACUUGUCUUAUUGUUUCCCCUUCUGAUCGUGAACGAGGAGGAUCAUCCAAAGUUACUGAAGCAGUGGAGAAUGGUAUACCUGUCGUUACGGAAGCUUGGUUACUUGAUUGCAUUAAGAAACAAGAAGCACUUCCUUUGGAUGCCUAUGACGUUGUUAGUGAUCUUGCGGUAGAGGGGAAAGGGAUCCCUUGGAGUAAACAAGAUCCUGAUAAUGAAGCUCUUGAAUCCAUUGCUGCAGAGUUGAAGAUCUAUGGGAAGAGAGGAGUGUACAAAGAUAGCAAGUUGGAAGAGAUUGGGGGAAAGAUCUUUGAGAAGGAUGGAAUACUGUUUAACUGUCUCUUUUCUCUUUCCGAUAAAGGCAGAGAGCUAAACGAGUUCUCUGUUAUGCAAUUAAUUGAAGUUCCCAACAAGAACUUGCAUUUGUAUUACAAGAAAGGAAAUGUUGGCAAUGACCCUAGGGCUGAGGAGCAACUUGUGGAAUGGGAAAAUGUAGAUGAUGCUAUUACUGAUUUUAAGAGAUUGUUUGAGGAACUGACUGGCAACGAAUUUGAGCCAUGGGAGAGAGAAAAGAAGUUCAAAAAAAAGCUUCGGAAGUUCUUCCCAGUUGACAUGGCCGACGGCUAUGAUGUUCGAUAUGGUGGGCUUGGGCUUCGUCAGCUUGGAGUAGCAGCUGCUCACUGCAAACUCGAUCCAAUGGUGGCAAGCUUUAUGAAAGUAUUAUGCAGUCAAGAGAUAUACAGGUAUGCUCUUAUGGAGUUGGGAAUGGAUUCUCCUGACCUUCCUAUAGGAAUGCUUUCAGAGGUUCACCUGCAAAUAUGUGAAGAAACCCUUCUUGAAUUGGUAGAAAAGAUUAAAGGUAUGAAGGAGGAAGGGCAGAAGGCUAUGGCUGUGUGGUCCGACUUUAGCCAGAGAUGGUUUACUCUUCUGCAUUCAACUAGACCAUUCAUUUUCAAGAGCUUCAAUGAUAUGGCAGACCAUGCUGCGUCCGCUUUUGAGACUGUUCGAGACAUCGUUACAGCAUCACACCUUGUAGGGAAUAUGAGAGGUUCUACCCUUGAUGAUCCACUUACUGAGUGUUAUAAAAGGUUGGGCUGUGCGAUAUCUCCUGUGGAGAAUGAUUCGGAUGACUAUAAGAUGAUCAUAAACUAUCUGGAAAAGACUUAUGAACCUGUCAAAGUGGGAGAAAUUAGUUACUCUGCAUCCGUUGAAAAUAUAUAUGCGGUUGAGUUGAGUGCUUGCCCUUCCUUUGAAGAGAUCAAGAAGCUGCCAAACAAAGUCUUGCUUUGGUGUGGUACAAGGAGCUCGAAUCUGAUGCGACACUUGAACAAAGGAUUCUUGCCAGCGGUUUGCCAGCUCCCAGUUCCCGGGUACAUGUUUGGGAAAGCAAUCGUAUGCUCUGAUGCUGCAGCUGAAGCUGCAAGGUAUGGUUUUACUGCGGUGGAUAGGCCAGAGGGUUUCCUGGUUCUGGCUGUCGCUUCUUUGGGCGAGAAGGUUGUCGAGGUCACCAGUCCUCCGAAGGAGAAGGAGACCAAAUCUUACGAGGACAAAAAGCUUGGAGUGUUAGGGCUAGGAAGGAAGAAAACCGAUGAAGCGGAACACAUUAUGUGGAAGGAUGACAUUAAGGUGCCUUGCGGCCGAUUGGUUCCAUCAGAACACAAAGACAGUGUCCUUGAUUACAAUGAAUAUGCUGUUUAUGAUCCUCAACAGGUUAGCAUAAGGUUCCUGGUGAAGGUGAAGUUCGAGGAGCAAGACGUGGAGUACGAGGAGGCUUCACCGGAAUGAAGCUGAAGAUUCUGGCAGCAGUGGCAGAUGGGAGUUUUGUAAAUGGAGGUAAUGCUUAAAGGACCGUGGUCGAUGUAGUCUAGUCUAGUCUAUCCGCAUUCUCGCCAUUUUGUGGUCUGGUAUGGUUUUUGAGGAUGCUGAUUAGUAAGUUGAUGUUUUGUACAUUAAGGUUCUUUUAUGGUAUGGUCUCAUCUGCUUGUAGUGUGCCAUUGCUGGGCAUCCUAGAUAGUGAACUAUGUGAAAGAUUGUUUGUAAUCUUCAGCCAACUAGUAUUAUUACUGUUUUGCUUAUA
This is a messenger RNA of Daucus carota subsp. sativus, 2745 nucleotides long. Its product is annotated as protein ADP-ribosyltransferase PARP3. Gene Ontology annotation, cellular component: nucleolus. The transcript is spliced from 17 exons. NCBI's taxonomy places the organism in Eukaryota, Viridiplantae, Streptophyta, Magnoliopsida, Apiales, Apiaceae. Gene Ontology annotation, biological process: protein poly-ADP-ribosylation; double-strand break repair. Gene Ontology annotation, molecular function: NAD+-protein mono-ADP-ribosyltransferase activity; zinc ion binding; NAD+ poly-ADP-ribosyltransferase activity. The coding region runs from base 45 to 2453 and encodes 802 amino acids. The record is from RefSeq and is a predicted model, not a curated record.